Messenger RNA from Salvia miltiorrhiza (redroot sage), 663 nucleotides. RefSeq lists its product as uncharacterized. Lineage: Eukaryota; Viridiplantae; Streptophyta; Magnoliopsida; Lamiales; Lamiaceae. The record is from RefSeq and is a predicted model, not a curated record. The transcript has a single exon. The coding region runs from base 1 to 663 and encodes 220 amino acids.
AUGACCUUUGCCGAGGCAAAGGAUGCUAGAGAGGCUUUAGCCAGAUAUUAUGUGAGAUUUGGAUACAAGCUUAAGUUUAUGAAGAAUGAACCUAAGCGAGUUAGAGUUGUAUGCAUUAGUGAAAAGGACUGUCCCUUUUUAUUACUUGCAUCAAAGGAUGGGGAUAAAGAGGGUUUGAUCAUUAAAACAUUGGUGGCAGAGCACAGUUGUUGUAGGCAAAGAGAAGUGCCUAGUGCUUCUCAAUCUUAUUUGGCAAAUUAUUUCAAGGAUGUAGUCUACAGGAAUCCUAGGUUUACAGCUAAGGAUAUGCAGGGACAUGUUAAAGAGCACCUGAAACUACAUGUCAGUAUGGGGAAGUGUAAGAGGGCUAAGAAAGCAAUAAUCACCAAGCUUCAAGGCAGUUACAAACAAGAGUUCAACAUGCUGAUGGGUUACAUUGAGAAAGUGAAAGAGACCAAUUCUGGUUCAAAGAUGGAGCUGCAGUUGUCUAAGGAUGAAUUGGCUAAUGGUAGGAGGGUAUUUAAAAGACUUUUUGUGAUGUUUGAUGCUUGCAGGCAGAACUGGAAGAAAGGUUGUAGGCCCCUGAUCUCCUUGGAUGGUUGUCACAUUAAAGGUGUGACAUUUGGUUGCCUUCUAACUGCGGUAGGACAGUUCUACAUGUAA